GUGAUGUUUUUAUUACGUACAUCCCAGUGAAGAAAUCAGACAGAACAAAGGAAAUAAUUUAUUUGUGAAAGUUCCGAUGCAAGACAGAUGCCUAAGAUCAUUGUUCAUUGAUAAUUUAAUGUCAUUUCUAAUUUUAGUACCUAUUGCAAUAUGCAUUUUUCUUUACCUGUACCAGGGACAUUGACAUUACUCACAAAUAAAUAAUUGUCAUUUCCUCCUUUAGGGGCUAUAAAAGAGGAGCUCUGUGCUGAUAGUUACAGAUAAUCUGAGCUCUUCUCAUCAUCAUGUAUUUGACUUUUUUACUCCUGACACUGCAGGUGUUGAGCACCACAGCUUCACACUUUUAUGGAGGCUCAAUGACUUUUAACUCAAGAAGUAACUUUGAUGGAUCAUACAAGGUGGAACUUCGCUUCAAGACGGCCUACCAUCAAUGUUCCUCAUUUGAUAACUGGGCAUGCUGGUCUGGAGACUGUGGCACUGAGGACAGUUAUGAGAUGGGUCAAAUAGAUUCAAGUGUCAAUGGUGGAAACUGGUGUCAGUCUGAGGGAAUCAUAACAAGAACCGUUUCCACCAAUGACCCAUUUGAGCUGGUAAACCAGAAUUGCUGUUGGAUUUACAACACAGUGACAAUGGCUGGACCCUGGAGUCUUUUCACACAAAUUGACCUUGGAGUGAGAUCAGACACCUCAGAGCCCAACAAAUCCCCAAUCACUACCACAUUACCGUUUCUGAGAGUUCCUCAGAACUGUCCAAGGAGGUUCAAUCUUUUAGCCUUUGAUCCUGAUGGUGACCACGUCAGAUGUAGAUAUGGACUCGCAUACAAUAAUGAGUGUGGAAUUUGCAACCAACCUGCUGGUUUUACUUUGGAUCAGAAUGAAUGUUUGUUGUCGUAUGACUACACAUCGCUCACAGGAGUUUAUUCAUUUGAGUUGGUACUGGAGGAUUUCCCCAUGCAGACGAUCACUCUGUCCUACACCAACCAACCUUCAGUGACUAGAGAUCCAGUCAUUUUCAACAGAGCCCGACGCAUGGUUCAAAGCAUUGGUUUAACUUAUAAAACCACAGUUCUACCGACUACAAUCCCAGCUCUACUGACUACAACCCCAGUUCCACCGACUACAACCCCAGUUCCACCGACUACAACCCCAGUUCCACCGACUACAACCCCAGUUCCACCGACUACAACCCCGGUUACACAUACUACUACCCCAGUUCCACCGACUACAACCUCAGUUCCACUGACUACAACCCCAGUUCCACCUACUACAACCACAUGUGGACCUUGUACAACCACAGUUCCUCCGACUACAACCCCAGUUCCACCUUCUACAACCCAGGUUACACACACUACUACCCCAGUUCCACCGACUACAACCCCAGUUCUACCGACUACAACCACUGUUCCAGCUGUAUCACUGAGCAAAAUUCCUCUUCAAUUUUCUCUUCAAGUUGAUGGUUCAGCUCCAUCUUGCACUGAGGGUGAAUAUAUACCACAGUUCCUCCCACCAACACCUCAACAUGGAGAGCACCUGCAGGCCCGUGUGAAUGAGAAGCUUGAAAUCAUAAUAAAUGCUUUCGCAUUUAUUUCAAGCCUCACUGAUGUCUUCAUAAGUGGACCUCUGCACAGCACAAAACACAAAGCAACCACUGGGGAGUAUGUGAUUAACUGGACACCAACUCCAGAGAACUUUGGCCAACAUUUUCCAUUUUGCUUCAUCGCAGAAGGACAAUUUGGGUCAAACAUUUACCAGUCUGAAAUGAGGUGUGUCAUUGUAGAGGUGGAUGAAAUGGCAUCGACUACAACCACAGUGGCAUCGACUACAACCACAGUGGAACUGACUACAACCACAGUGGCACCGACUACAACCACAGUGGGACCGACUACAACCACAGUCGCACCGACUACAACCACAGUCGGACCGACUACAACCACAGUCGGACCAACUACAACCACAGUGGCACCGACUACAACCACAGUUGCACCGACUUUGCCAGGACCCAAGGCACAUGUAACCUGCUCAGAAAACUCAAUGUCAGUGUCAGUUGAGAAGUCUACAAUCAAGAACGUCAAUAACAAACACUUCAGACUGAUAGAUCCGCUUUGCCAGCCUAACUCCAAUGUGACCCAUGUGUAUAUCAACAUACCUUUGAAUGGUUGUGGCACUGAAAUGAAGGAGACCAAUGAAUACCUUAUCUUCAAGAAUAAAAUCAUUUCGUACGAUGACCACAGAGACAUUAUAACCAGGACCCACAAACUAGAAAUUGAAUUCCUGUGCGAGUACCAGAAAAGAAGCAACCUUACAAUGGAGAUCAACUUCUCUACUAACAUUAGUAAUGAUACAUUGUGGAUGAAACUGUUCAGAUUUUCUCAAACCGCCAACCAUACAUCCAAUUCGGGGUAGAGGCCUUCAAAUUCAUUGGGCUCCACGACCAGGU
This is a messenger RNA of Misgurnus anguillicaudatus (oriental weatherfish), 2436 nucleotides long. Lineage: Eukaryota; Metazoa; Chordata; Actinopteri; Cypriniformes; Cobitidae. The record is from RefSeq and is a predicted model, not a curated record.